Chanos chanos (milkfish) is the source of this 4685-nucleotide messenger RNA. It is a transcript of the gene zmym2, whose product is annotated as zinc finger, MYM-type 2. NCBI's taxonomy places the organism in Eukaryota, Metazoa, Chordata, Actinopteri, Gonorynchiformes, Chanidae. The transcript is spliced from 23 exons. Gene Ontology annotation, molecular function: zinc ion binding. The record is from RefSeq and is a predicted model, not a curated record. Bases 53 to 4210 code for a protein of 1385 amino acids.
ACAAAAGUGGCGCUCUACCGUCUCCAGCUCAACACUGGUGGUUACCUAAGUGAUGGAUGGAGAUUUGGAAGCCAGGCCUGAGUUAGAGGCAAAUACAGCCACAGAGGAGGAGGAGGGGCCUAUGGAAACCACAUCAUCAACAGAACAGACCCCACCCACUGAGGCUCAGGAUUCUGAAGAAGCUGGAGCCGAAACCACAGACCUGCCCAAGGCCUCAGAGGACAAUGAUGAUGAUGUAGUGUUAGUUGAUGGUCCUCCUCCACCCUCUCAGGGGGAGGCCCAGCCUCCGCCCAUCUCUGACACCCCCACACCUGCAGAAGCCCCUUUAGCCAAAGCCACAGACUGCACUGAGCCGGGUACCACGGCAACAGCAGGUACAGCCUCCUCAAAGGCUCUCUCUCCUCCCUCUGCUGCAGCUGGUACUCCCCCAUCUGCAUCCACAGCAUCGAAAAGCCAGAGCGAGCCAAUCGUCAUAGAUGACGAAGAGGACUCCGAGCAGAGAGGUUCGUCUUCCUCCGAGGUCAGAGGUAGCCUGAGCAGCACGGAGCCCGACUCUGAAAUAAAGAUAGCCAGCGUCACCACGCUGGGCGCGGCCUCCUCUGCUGCAGUUGCCACGGCAACAGCAGCCGCGACAACAUUGACCCCGUGCGUUCAGGAGGAUAUGAACCUCAUGAUCACGAGUGUGACUUCGCUCAAAGGCGCAGGCACAGUGGGAGUGGGGGCAGGGGACACAGAGGGCGGGGCAAACGGACUACAAAUCAGCAGCACAUUCAGCCUUAACCCAGAGGCCCAGCAGAACCUGAGUCAGAACCAGGGAUCCGUCGGCAGACCGUCGCCCACGUUCAACCCAGGACGCGUCAACUCAGCCACCCAGCCGGUCCAGAAUGGGGAGACGGGAACACAUCAGAGAUCUGCUUCGUGGAUCUCCCAGUCUGCAUCUUUCCCCCGUAACCAGAAGCAGCCGGGGGUGGACACCCCCUCGCCCGCGGCCUCUCUUCCCAAACCCCCAGGCCAGUCCCCCUCAGGGUCCCAGCAGCCCCCUCGCACCAUGAAGGUCACCUGUGCCAACUGUAGGAAGCCUCUGAAGAAAGGCCAGACGGCUUAUCAACGGAAAGGUUCAUCCCACCUGUUCUGCUCCACCACCUGUCUCUCCGCCUUCUCCCAUAAGCCUGCGCCCAAGAAGAACUGCACCAUGUGCAAGAAGGACAUCACCAGUAUGAAAGGGACCAUCGUGGCUCAGGUGGACUCCAGUGAAUCCUUUCAGGAGUUCUGCAGCACCGGUUGUCUGGGUGCAUAUGAAAACAAACAAAACCCUCCAAAGACCCAAGUCAAAACCAAGUGCACAGUCUGUGGCAAGCUCACUGAGAUUCGCCAUGAGGUGAGCUUUAAGAAUGUCACCCAUAAGAUCUGCAGUGACUCAUGCUUUAACCGGUACCGAAUGGCCAAUGGUCUCAUCAUGAACUGCUGUGAACAGUGCGGGAACUACCUUCCCAGCCGUGCCUCUGCCAACCACUUCUUACUCAUCGACGGCCAGCAGAAACGCUUCUGCUGUCAAAACUGCGUCAGGGAUUACAAACAGACCCAUGGGAAGAUGACGGCGUGUACUGGCUGUAAGGUCAUGUGUAGGUCAUUUGAUGUCACUCACUGCAUCGGGCCCAGUGGAGCCAUGGAGCCAUACUGCUCCACAGCCUGCAUGAGCAAAACCAAGAUCACAGCCGCACAGAAUGCGGAACCUUCUUGUCAUUUCUGUAAGAGAAAUGCUUUACCUCAGUAUCAGGCGACACUACCUGAAGGAAAGGUCUUAACUUUCUGCAGUUCACAAUGUGUAACCAAGUUCCAGAGUGCCACAAUUCAGACGUCAGCCAAUGGGCAGGUUCCCACCUCCUCGGCAUCCAAUAACAUCCAGCUGAAGUGUAACUACUGCAGGGGCUCCUUCAGUCUGAAACCUGAAAUUCUGGAGUGGGAGGAUAAAGUGUACCAGUUCUGCAGUAAGACAUGCUGUGAGGACUAUAAGAAGCUGCACUGUAUUGUCACCUUCUGUGAAUACUGUCAGGAAGAGAAGACACUCCACGAAACCGUCAAGUUCUCUGGGGUCAAGAGACCCUUCUGCAGCGAAGGCUGUAAGCUCCUGUACAAGCAAGACUUCGCCCGGCGUCUUGGGUUAAAGUGUGUCACCUGUAACCACUGCUCUCAGAUGUGUAAGAAAUCAGUCACGAAACAGAUCGACAAUGUGAGCAGGGACUUCUGCAGUGAAGCCUGUGCCAAGAAGUUUCACGAGUGGUAUUACAAGGCGGCGCGGUGUGACUGCUGUAAGGUGCAGGGGAACCUCACAGAGUCUGUGCAGUGGCGUGCAGAAAUGAAGCACUUCUGUGACCAGCAGUGUCUCCUUCGCUUCUACUGCCAGCAGAACGAGCCCAACAUGGCGACUCAGAAGGGCCCAGAGAACACUGCUCUUGGCUUUGGAGGUCACACACAGGGAACCAAGAUGACGGGUCCUGUCUCAUACGCUGGGGGAGGGAUGUUGAAGGAUGUGAAGAAUAAAGCUGUUCUCUGUAAGCCCCUAACCAUGACCAAGGCAACUUACUGUAAACCACACAUGCAGAGCAAGCUACUGCAGACAGAGGAGGGAGAGCUGGAGGGACUGGUGAAGAAGGAGUACGUCCCUGUGCCCAUCCCAGUUCCCGUUUACGUUCCCGUUCCCAUGAACCUCUACGCUCAGGCCACGCCCACACCCAUCACAAUGCCUGUACCGGUGCCCGUGCCCGUGUUCCUGCCCACCACGCUGCAGAACGCCGAGCAGAUCAUUAAGAGCAUCAGCGAGCUGAAGUCUAAGGUGCCCUCUGACCCUCUGGAGGCCGAUCUCCUGGCCAUGGCAGAGAUGAUCGCCGAGGAUGACGAGGAGAAGCCCAACUGUUCAGAUGUCAAAUGUGAAAACGCUAAGAGUGGAGGAGUGAAGAGGGAGCGAGGGAGGAGCGAGAGUGGCAGCAGUUCGUCGGAGGAGGAGGAGGAUGAGGAGGAGGAAAAGUAUGAACCAGACUUAGAUUUGGAAGCUGAUCUUCCACUAGCCACUGACCCUGUGCCUGCGUUGGAGGGUUUGGAUGCAGAGAUGGGAUUUACCUUACCCCCUGUCCUGGCCGAGGAGAAGGUGGAGAUGCCGCGGCUUAGAACCAGGAGGAAGGGACAGAAGAGGCGAGUGGUGGAGGAGGAGACGACUCCUGCCGCCUCCCCGUGCCCUGACCCUCCUCCUGUGGACAACUCGUUCCCCUUCAGCUCGCGGUACGGACUGAACGCCUGGAGGAGGUGGGCCGCGUCCUCGGCCGCACAGGCCGCUGACUCGAAAGGGAAAGACAACUCCAAACAAGCCCCGGCCAGGUUGAAAGCAAGUCUUCUCUCCCUGAAGUCCACAGAGCUGAACCAGGCCUUGUCUCGAUUUGUCAAAGAGGUCCGCAGGCCGAACGGGGAACGCUACGCUCCUGACAGCAUCCUCUACCUCUGCCUCGGCAUCCAGAAGCAUCUGCAGGACAAGGGGCGAUCGGACGACCUCUUCAAUGACUCACACUAUCACAAAUUUGGGGAGGAGCUCAACAAGGUCCUCAAAGGCUGGCAGCCUAGCGUUUUGCCUGACGGUGCUCUGUGGGGUCGUGUGGAGGAGAAGUGUCUGUGGAGUAGUAAGCAGUUAGGGGAGCAGUCUCCCUCUGUCCUGCUGCGCUCCCUCGUCUAUCUCAACACUAAACACUUUGGCCUGCGCACUGUGGAGCAGCACUUGCGCCUGUCGUUCGGGAACGUUUACGGUCCCUGCGCGGCCGGUCCGAACAGCCACGAGACCACCGUCUGUAUACGCGUACCCUCCAUUUCACAGGACCAGCCAGUUCAGACAGGAAGCAAGAGGCGCCGUAAAGAGGACGAGAGCAGUCAGAACUACGACCUCGAAGAAGGUUCCGGAACAUCCACUCACUGUCCGGUGAAAAAACACGAGUGCCGCCUAUACGAGCUAUACCUAUCCAAGUGCCCUGAGUCUGUGAGGCAGCGGACCGACCUCUUCUACGUGAAGCCGGACUCCUCGGCCUCCUCGGACAGCCCGCUGUGGUUCACCUCCGGUCCUUUAGAGAAGAGCGUUCUGGAGAGGCUCCUAACGCAAGUUCUCCUGGUGAGGGACAUCUACAGGGAGAACCAUCAGGAGGAGGAAGGAACGGAGCGGGAGGCGCACUGAGGACUCAUGCCCAGCAUUACACGCUCAGCAUUACGACUCAACCUGCAAUCCGUGUCACACCGUCUUACUCCUUCCUCCCCCCCCACCUCAUCCCCCCUCUCCCCGCCUGAAUACACGUUGAUCCUAGCACAGUAACGACGUAACAGUGAGUGUCAGGAAUUUAUAGGAAUGUGGACGCACACCUGUUCUGAGAUCAGUUUUUUUACAGAGGAGAAGAGGAAAAAAAAAAAAAAAAAAGGUUGAUAUGAGUGGUGCUUUACCUGAAAAGCAACCCGUGGACUGCUGCUUUUCUUGUUUGUUUUUUGUUUGUUUGUUUGUUUGUUUGUUUGUUUUUGGUUUGUUUAUUUUUAUUUCUAGGGAGAUUCUGUUUAUGUGAUGUAGCAUAACUCACUAUGCCCAGAUUGGGCAGCUAUGGUCUGUAAAUAUUUCUGAGAGUAGAGAGUUAGGAAACUGGUGGGAGUGUGUGCAAGACCUA